This is a messenger RNA of Sinocyclocheilus rhinocerous, 1054 nucleotides long. RefSeq names its product serine/threonine-protein kinase MARK1-like. The record is from RefSeq and is a predicted model, not a curated record. Bases 467 to 1054 code for a protein of 195 amino acids. The transcript has 5 exons. NCBI's taxonomy places the organism in Eukaryota, Metazoa, Chordata, Actinopteri, Cypriniformes, Cyprinidae. Gene Ontology annotation, cellular component: cytoplasm. Gene Ontology annotation, biological process: intracellular signal transduction; protein phosphorylation. Gene Ontology annotation, molecular function: ATP binding; protein serine/threonine kinase activity.
ACAGUGUAGGUUCAUGCACUUUCCCCAAACACUGCACGGUCUCAAACUAAAGCACUGAUUGAGCUUAUGCACGGGUUAAAACUAACGGAUUGAUUGUUUUGCGACAGAAGCAUUGAGUUCUAUCAUCGUCCUCCCCCUCUGUGUGUGUUUCUAUCAGGGUGGAUCAAUGCAGGAGCCUGGGCUCCACACACACACACACACACACACACACACACACACACACACGCGCGCUCGUCCUGUCCGCGCAUCCGCAGCGUCGCGUCGCUCUGCCUCUAUCUCGCUCGCGGCUGACGCGGGCCGCUCCUGGAUGUGUGCAUGUUAUAGUCCGGAAAGCCGCCGCCGCGUCGCAGGUUGAAGGCCCGGAGACAUGCCGGUGUGACGGGGAUCGGACAUUCCUAUCUUCCGCGCUAUCUUGGCUAAGCCCGGCUCCGCGGCUCUGCUGUACCGAGCGGCCUGUAAACACAAGAUGUCGACCCGAACACCAUUGCCCACCGUGAACGAGCGCGACGCCGAGAAUCACACGUCUGUCGAUGGCUACACGGACACACCAGCACCUCCCACGAAAUCAGCGAGUCGUCAGAGUCUCCCGCGCUGCCGCAACUCAGUGGCGUCCCUCACAGACGAACAGCCUCACGUCGGGAACUAUAGACUCCUCAAAACCAUCGGCAAAGGCAACUUUGCUAAAGUCAAACUUGCCCGCCAUGUUUUAACAGGAAGAGAGCACACGUCUGUCGAUGGCUACACGGACACACCAGCACCUCCCACGAAAUCAGCGAGUCGUCAGAGUCUCCCGCGCUGCCGCAACUCAGUGGCGUCCCUCACAGACGAACAGCCUCACGUCGGGAACUAUAGACUCCUCAAAACCAUCGGCAAAGGCAACUUUGCUAAAGUCAAACUUGCCCGCCAUGUUUUAACAGGAAGAGAGGUCGCGGUGAAGAUCAUCGAUAAAACACAGCUCAACCCCACAAGCCUACAAAAGGUUUUUGGAAGUGUGGUCCUAAACAAGACGAGGACCAGCCAGGAUCAGAUGGUCACAGAUGACUUCCGUUUGUGA